This is a messenger RNA of Python bivittatus (Burmese python), 7760 nucleotides long. Lineage: Eukaryota; Metazoa; Chordata; Lepidosauria; Squamata; Pythonidae. The record is from RefSeq and is a predicted model, not a curated record.
GUUUCAAAAGUAUUGAAUUGACUCCCCUUGCUGCAAUAUGCGUACACAUAUUUUCAAGUGGGAAAGAACUGCAGGUGGAAGGCCCUAUUCAUAUCACCUUACCUCUUCUGCCGACAAGUGAUGUAAAAGCAGGAGAACCUAUCUCAGCCUGGACUUUUGAUAUGAAAACUGGUGCUUGGAUUAAUCGUGGCUUGGGAAUAGUAAAGAACAUGGAUGAUCACCUAGUAUGGACAUAUACUGCUCCAAGUCUGGGAUAUUGGAUAGCAGCCCCAUUGCCCGGAACUAGAGUUACUAAAGAUAUCACUGCCUACCACACAGUAUUCCUCACAGCCAUAUUAGGAGGCACAAUCACCAUCAUUGUUGGGUUCUUUGCAGUUCUGCUUUGCUAUUGCAGGGAUAAGUGUGGUCAUCCAAAAAAGAGAAAGAAAAGCCCAACUAAACUAGACAUUUUAAAAAAGGACCAAACAACUUCAACAACUCACAUAAAUCAUAUUGGUGCCGCCAAAGGAUCGUUGAAAUCCGAGGACAAAUCUAGGUUGUAUUCACCCAGAGUAGCCUCUUAUAGCCCCCAGAGGCGGGUUUCAGCCGAAGGUGAGGAGAGGCAAGUCCAAGACAGUUUUAAAGUUUACACAGAAGGUACUUCAUACCAAUUCCCUGGUAAAAAUACCCAGUGUCGGAGCUCACCCCAGUCCUUGGAAACUAACACAGGACUGAGACAUCUACCGCCAGUUAAACAUCUCAAUGGAAGUAUUUCCCCAUCUCAAAACGCACAAGAACAGGAUCAGUAUCUCCCAAUGUCUGAGGAAAUAUACGGGCUGUCUUCCCUCCCAGAACAAUUAAUGCAUUUCUAUAGUCAGCCCGGUGCUAUGCUUCAGACAUCUGAGCUUUUUCAUGCCCAAGAGCAAUUGCAUGCUGCAAAGUCAGCUACUUUACCAAGAAAAGGACAGUUAAUCUAUAGCCCUGUGAUGGAGCCUAUGAGUCAUGAAAAUUAUACCCAGACGUUGCCCAAAAUGCCAGUGCACUCUCACCUGCAGGCACCAACUUCCAGAGAUGAAACAGCUGCUAUAGAUAGGCAACAGGGCUUGUCUCCUCAAGCUGCCAACUGGGGCCGCUACACUAGUAGCUUGCUAGAGUCGGUUUCUGUCCCAGGAACACUAAAUGAAGCUGUAGUGAUGACACCAUUUUCAUCAGAACUUCAGGGCAUUUCAGAGCAAACCUUACUGGAGCUUUCAAAAGGGAAACAGUCUCCACAUCCAAGAGCGUGGUUUGUGUCAUUGGAUGGCAAACCAAUAGCUCAAGUGAGGCAUUCAUUCAUUGAUCUCAAGAAGGGCAGGAAGACUGAGAGCAAUGAUACUAGCUUAGACUCUGGUGUGGACAUGAAUGAGCACAAUCCAAGUCGAAAAUUGGAGAGGGAGAAAACCUUCAUUAAAAGCAUGCAACAUUCUAAGAUACUUUACCUAGAAGACUUGGAUCUGAGUAGCAGUGAAUGCGGGACCAGGGUUUCUACCCCUGAAGAUCAAGCUGUGAAGUAUAUACCAGAUGGAGGUAAUGACCCCAUCAUAGAGCAAGAGCUCAUAGAAGAGGUGCCUAAAAGAAAAAACAUGGCAAAAAAUCACGAGGCCAGCCCUCCCACAGUGAAGAAACAGGGAAGACCACGUCUAACUAAGAGAGAAGGCAAAACAAACAUCUGGAAGAAGAGAGAGGAGAGGCCACUCAUUCCAAUAAAUUAAGAUUACGGUGAUGUCUUAUCUUCUGGUUGUUUUGUGUCCUGUAGACUUUACCUCCUGUCAUUCUUACUUGUAAAUUUGCACUGGUCAUUUUCAGUGGGGCAGUCAGAUUUAGGUGACUCCUUUUUUAAGGCACAGAGCAAAUGAUCCCUUCAUAAGGAGUAUUGUUUUUUGAAAACCAGCUCAUCUUGCUUUCAGCAGUUAAAAUUUCAGGAUUUUUGUAAAACUAUACAUGCAAAAUUAUUCUGUGGUGCGCCUGUAAAGACACAUAUACAUUCUGUGGAAGAAACCAGUAUGGAAUCUUGUUUACCUGCUCUGAAAUUGGACAUCUAGCAAGGAAGAAGUUCUGUUGAUACCAGAUUGUGUUGGCACAGGAAAAGAGCAAAACAUAGAUAACAAGUGCUUGUUAUGUUUGCAACUAGUGUCCGAUAAUGGACAUGGUCAUAAUAUGAUGAUGGUAUCAUAUUGUGUAGUAUGGUAUUUUUCAUCUAAAUGCUGAUCUGAAAUCUUGUAUUUCGUAUCUCAUAUAACAUCCUGCCUCACUAUAAUUCCUAUAUAGCUUUUUAUGGUGGGGGAGGGAAAAUUAGGGAUCUCUUAUCCAGAAGGUAUUUCAAGUGUGCAGACUUCUACCAUUCCAAUUUGUAUUGAGCCAAAUUGUGCUCCAUUUUUAGGAUAGCUGGAUUUAUAUUAAUGUAAUUAAGGCAGAGUUUGGCCCUUUUAUGCCCACAAUGUGUGCCAUUGUAAACAUGGCCAAAAAGAUGCCUUUGUAGAUGUUUCCACCAGAAACAGCAUCCUGUACUAGCCUUAAAGAGACAAAAGAAAUAUGGUAUUAAGCAAUUUGAUAAUGUGCCUCCCUUUUUUGCUAGCUUUGACGUAAGUCUUAAAAGUCAAUUGUUGCUUAUGAAUAGUUCCAGUUGAAUUCUGUUAAGACUUAAAUUUAGCCACAUUUACAUUUUUUUUAAUGAAAAAAUUGGGAUGGUGGGACCUCUUCAUUAUACCCUAAUUUUCUAAUCUGGGCGCAAAUCUGUAAGAUAGGCAAAAUAAGGGAAAGGCCAUAGUUUAAUACUAUGCAAAUAGGAAGAAUUUGGAAAGUUCACUGGGGAAUGAUGCCAAUUUGUAUAGAUAAGCCUUUCUCAAUGAAACAUCUAUGGAUUUUGGAGUCAACAUGGAGACCUGUGGAAUAAACAUAUUACAGCCCUAAAUAUAGUUACUUGGAAAUAGAUUCUGUUGAUUUCAGUGGAACUUGUUUCACGUGAAAGUAUCCACAGUUAAAAACUAAAAAUGCAUACGUCUCCACCUGAAAUUAGAAGCCAACCUAUUAUUUUCCCCUGCACAACUUUCACCAUCACCAUUUCAGUGGAGAUGACAAUUAGGAUGUUAAUAAGUUUGUACUGUAUUUUAAUCUUCCCUAAAUUUGUUUUAACACAAAAUGGUAUCAUGGAAACGCUCACCCAUUACAUUUGAUGUGUUCUAAAGUAGUUUUAAGUAGAAAAAUUGGUGUAGAAAAUGGGAGGUGAACACAUUUUGGGAUAGUACAAGGACUUAACAAAUAGGCAUUUAGGGUGGCCAAAUGCUAAAUGGCAUCAGCCAUUUCUGCAAAUAGGGCAAAAGUAGAAUUCAUUUCUUCUAACCUCAUGCCUGAAAAUUGUACAUUGUCUCUUUAUACCAAACAUGGCAAGUGUACUUUAUCAGCUGACUUACCAUUCACUAUAAGUACUAAACAUGUGUCCUAACUGGAUUGUGCACUAUGAACAUGUUCAGGGACUAUCUGUUGGCACCUCUGUAUACAUUGAACGUAAACUGGAUUUGGCCUGUAAGACAAAAGCCAUCCUUAGGAGUAGAAUUCAUUGUAGAGUUAAAAUAGUUACCAGAAGAACUGAUUGCAUGAAAUGUAAUAGGAGGAACUAUAUAGAGGGAAGAAAUGUUGAUAAAGGCAUUACCUCUUUAUGUUUUUUGAAUAGUAAAUUUGUUAUUGAUCAUUCAUUUUUGGCUAAGAGAAAAGUAGAUAUCCGAAAAUGAAUUAUCUUGCUACAGAAUCGUGUUAAACUUAUGCAAACUAGAGGUUUUUCAUAUGCCCUUUCCCAUCUGUCAUCUCAUAAUCAUUUGAGGACUGGCUUAUUUUUAUUGGAUUAAGGCUGUAGCCUUUGAAAUCAUGGUUCAAGUGUUAGCCACCCUACUUUUUCAGUUCAAAACACAUUUGUCUCAUUCAUAUUGAAAUAAAUACAAAAUUAGGACCCUGGGAGCUAUGUUUAUGAUGGAUAGGUGACACAGAAAGCAUGCUCCAAUUUGUGGCAAGGCAGUACUCUUCCAGAAUGCAAACAGAAAAUAUCCUACCUUGCUAAAUAUCUAACAUUAAAUAUCAGAAAGUUUAGAUUUAUAAAUGGACAGAGAAUUAUCUAGGAUCAGAAAUAUUCUCACAACAUUUUUGAGUUAUCUUUUCAAUGCUUUCAUAGGGCUCUUUUCUGUUUGUUAGAUAAUACAGAGAAAUGAAUUACAUAAGUAAUAAUAAGGCUUUCAUAAAUUUGAUACUUCAGGUGGGAGGAAAGUAACAAUCAAAAUCAAAAGAUUUGCCAGAACAAAAAAUGGAAUAAUUCUGAACAAUACAACUUGUAUUGAAAGGUUAUAGUCUAGAACUGCACAACCACCUAAGUUUUGGAUUUGCUUUUAAGAACAAAAAAAAAACCCAUCAUUGUCAUGUGGGAAAAAAAUGGAACUUCAGAAGGCACAAUGAUACGGAAAUGAUGAUCUUAAGUAAAAUAUUCUAGUGGGCUUAUCUCAAAUGAUAAGAUUUGAAUCUCUACUUAUUUGCAGGCCAUUGUGAAUGAACCGAUGGCAGGGAGAGAAACAUGGAAAGACCUCUUGAGGAUUUUGGUUACUUUUACUGGAUUAGUGUAAUAAUGCAUACUUUGUAGUCUGCAGUAGUGGGUUUAAAUUUUCAUGGAAAUAUAUAUGUGCUUACAGAACGUAUCUUAGACUAAAUGGCAUUCUCUUUGGUUAGGAGAUAAAUGGGGCCAAUACUAAUUGGCUGCAUAGAGAUGAGAAACUCAUAACUUGUUACCCUGUUUUUGCAUUGUAUCCUACAAUAUUAGUAUAUCCAAAGGCUUUUUUUGAAAUAGAGUUUACAUUUUACAUUCAAAUUUUUUACUGUCUUAUCCUCUGCAGCUUGGUGGUACAGACCAGGAAAAUCUUUACCUCCUUAAUUGUUGACUACAUUAUUGGUUCUUACCAGAGUGUGUGUGAAAGAGUAAGAUAAAUAUUUCAAAUUUAAUCUAAGCACAAAUGUCUCCCUGGGUAUGUGGGGGAUAUAUUCAUGACCUAAAGGUAUAUUCAAAUUAUUUCUGGAAGUCAGUUUCAGAAAAUAAGUGCUUUUCCCUUCAUAUGUGACACAUGCAUCCAAGUAGCACCAGACAUUCUAAACAUUUUGGAAUAUUAAAUACUUUUCAGGCAAAAAUGUUUUUUGCUGUUUUAUAUUUUAACAGCACUGAUAGAAUUAUGGCUCGUAAACUUUGAUGGUAUUCCUCCCCUUAUUGCCUAAUCAGCAUUUCUGAAGUAUUUGAUGGUUUUAGCAUUUUGAAAUUUUGUAUCAAAUAAGUUUUAUUGGCUGAAAUUUAAGCAAAUUUUGAAGCUAACAAAAGAAUUGUCAAAUAAUUGUACAUUUCCCAAUUGUGAUACACUAUUCUUCAACUUAACUUUAAGAUAUACUGGUGUAUAGUUCUUCAGCAUAUAUAGAAUCUUUGUGGGUUUUUAAAAAAGUAUUUCUAUGUCAUACCAGUUCAGUUUGGAAGUUUUACUGUAUUGCAUGCAUGUUAACAGAGCAGUUCUAUGCAUGCUUAUUCAGAAGGAAGUUCUUGAUAGUUCAGUUGAACUUGCUGCUAAAUAAGUAAAUAUACAUAUGAUUACAGUCUUAAAAGUAUGGUUUGUAUCAGAAAUCCAAUUUUGUGAGCUGCAAUGGCUGGAACAGAAUCUGGAAGUAGACAUAGAAAGUUACCACUGAAAUCAACCCUUCACGACAUCUAUUAUUAAAAGUUAGGAGAUUCUCCGCUAAUAGAGGAAUUGUUGAAUAUUCAGCAACUCCAACCCCAUAUGAUAUAGAGUGAUGUUAUUUAGGUAAUUUUAGACUCUGGAUUUACAAAAUUGGCAAUUAAGAUUGCAAAAUCACUGCCAGGAUGAAAUCUGCUCCUCUGUCAGUAUCAUUCAGUUAUUAAUGCAGUUAUUUUUACCCACCAGUAAGAGCACAUCGCCCAUUUUCCAGUGUUGCUGUGUAGGAGACUAGCCUGAGACUUUCUCACACACAUGCCCUGCAACUAUUACACUGCUGUAGUGCUGUGUGUUAAGGGAGAGAAGAAAUAGAUGGCUUCUUUCAAAAUGAAGCUCACAUUACUAAUUAAGACUAGUCACUGAAUCAUGUAAAGGUUGAAGGUGCCUUGCAGAUAAUUUAGUCCAACUCCUGCCCACUGCAGAAAUUGGAGCCCGGCUCUUACCAAGAUAUUAGCUAUUAGUUACUAGAUUUAAGUUGUAAAUAAUGAGAAUAAGGACUCCUUUCCCAUGGCAUAUUUUAAAAUUGUUUUAUGGUAUACUAGUGCUAUUCCUUUUCAUUUUAUUUUUACAUGUUUCUGUUCUUCCAGGAGUAGCCGUUCACGCCUGUGCAACUACUGCAGUUCUAGUGGAUUGUUAUAAUGUAUAAACUAUAUAAAACUAUAAGACACUGCUAAGUCUAAUUAAAAAAUUAAUCUUACCAAUAGCUUUGUGAUUCUUGAUUGUUUUAAAAAGCAAAUUGGUUGUCACAUCUCAUGGAGUAUGACUUAAGGCCAUUCAUCACAUGGCUGUACAGGUGAAUACUAGUAUCAGGGACUCUUGAAAGGAGCAGCAUGCAGAAAUUGUUACAUGCCAUGCUUCAAGAAUUGAGUUAGGCAACAUUGGAUUAUAUCUGGAGGUGCUGCUGCUUCAGAAUGACAUGCCUGGAAAUAAAGAAUGAUCUAAAUUUAAAGGGUUGAAACAGACUUGACAGCCAUGCAUGGUCAACCCAUUAUAUUGAGAGUUGGAAGUCUACCCAUUGUUGAUCUAGGUGGAUGUUCUAAUUACAAUUUUGGUUAGAAGGCCAACUCAUGCAUGAAAUGGGACAAAUGAAUGACAGGUAUGACAUUAUUUUGUCCCAAGUUCUAUCAUUGUUUAAGGACAUCGUGGUGACUUUGCUAUUCUGUUUGUAUGUUGUACACCCUAUACAUAUACAGGUCUUUUCUCUAUAAAAGAAAACAUCUCUCUGAAUAUGGCAUACAGUUCUUAAACAUGCAUGAUAGCUCUUGGAUUACUGUGUCACUUCAAAACCUACAUUCUGCUUUUCAUCCACAUUCUGAGUUUUCCUUAAAACCAUCCCAAGUGUUAAAUUUAGUAAUGACAGCAUUUGAGCAAUCCAGAAAUAUGUAUAGUCAUUCCUCAACAUAAUGAAUCUGAAACAAACAACAGGAUUAGGUACUAUACACUCAACACUGGAAUAUGAUAAAGGAACAACAAUGGUGGCUUUUCAGUGAACUGGGAAAAUAUUCUUCCCCAGGAAUUCCAAUCAGGUUUCUACAUUAAUAUAGGGAUGUUUAUAUUUCUGUGUACCAGAUUUCUGUAUUUUUAAUACAACAGUAUGACUGGCAGUUUUGUAAAACAUUUGUUCCACAACUUGUUCGAAGUUUGUAGACCACUGAAAUCUUACAUCCAAAUUGUUUGGUUUAUAUUUUGCUAUACUUGCUAUUUACUGUUCAUAUUAUAAAAGCAAUGUUUCCUAUUACAUUUAUGUGCUGGUUCAUACUAGGGCUACCAUUCAUGUUUAAAUAAAACAUUCUUUAUUACAAUGCCAUUACAAGAGCAAUUUAUCUCUCUGUAGGAGAUUCCACUUCUAUCAGCAAGGAAGAGUAAUGUUUUUAUUAGCCAUCUCUUUAUCUCUCAAAGGGCAUAAACAUUUGAAGAUCCAAAUAAGAUUUAGUAUAACCUUGUUUCAGAUUUAUAUUGACUUAUAACUGAGUUGAAGCAAUAAAACAGCUACUA